Aedes aegypti (yellow fever mosquito) is the source of this 2574-nucleotide messenger RNA. It is a transcript of the gene MED15, whose product is annotated as mediator of RNA polymerase II transcription subunit 15. The record is from RefSeq and is a predicted model, not a curated record. NCBI's taxonomy places the organism in Eukaryota, Metazoa, Arthropoda, Insecta, Diptera, Culicidae. The transcript has 3 exons. Gene Ontology annotation, molecular function: transcription coregulator activity. The coding region runs from base 138 to 2477 and encodes 779 amino acids. Gene Ontology annotation, biological process: regulation of DNA-templated transcription.
GCUUCGCUGUCAAAAAAAUCGGAAAAAUCUUGACGAGAGUAUUUCAUCCACGGAGGUAGCAAAAAAUUAUUUUCCAUUAAAUUCCGUUAAAAGAGCAUAAUUUGCCCCAGAUCAACUUCCAAAGUAUCACCGACAACAUGGCAGAAGACAACUCCUGGAAAACGCCCAGCUUCCGGCAAAGUGUGGUGAACAAAAUAAACGAAGCCAUUCAGCAAUCGGGAAUGACUUCGAGUAAGAAUGGGCUGGAAAUGGAGAAUCAUGUCUUCCAGAAGGCGCGCAACAAGGACGAAUAUCUAGGCUACGUGGCGAGGCUAAUUCUGCAUGUCCGGGAGAUGAAUACGAAGAACAAAAAUCAACAAAACCCCGCUGGAGGAUCUCAAGAUGGUGGAAAUCCCAAUCAGCAAGGCGGAAUGCCUGAUCCGAUAAACGCUUUGCAAACGCUGGCCACGCAGGGAACCCGGCCGCAAAUGAUGGGAGGACAGAUGGGACCGGGAGGUCCGAUGGGGAACCAGAUGGGUGGCGGAAAUGCGUCCAAUUUGUUGAAUACUCUGAACCGGCCCCAGAUGCCCAUGACCGGAGGAAUGGCGAAUAUGCAAGGUCGAGUCGGAACCAUGGGAGGACCGAAUCAAAUGGGCGGAAUGAUGCCGGGACAGAUGCCCCAAGGGAUGCCGGGAAUGCCGAACCAAAUGGGAGGAGCUAUGGGACCCGGGGGAAUGAGCGGUGGAAAGAUUGUCGGUCAAAUGAAUCCCAUGGGCCAAAUGAACCCGAUGCAAAUGGGAGUAAGUGGAAUGCCACAAGGCGCAGGGCAACAGCAGCCUCAACAACCACAGGGACAGCAAGGAGGACCAGGUGGGCCAAACCAGAUGAAUCCGAUGGGAGGAAUGGGAAUGCAAGUUAAUCCGGGAGGGCACAUGAAUCAAAACGCAAUCAAUCAACAGAUGAACCAAGUAGGGAUGAGCUCAGGAGGUAAUCAGAUGGGUAAUUUGGGCGGAAACAGCCCAAUGAAUCCUGGCAACAUGGGAAUCGCUCCCAAUCAGGUAAUCCGCCAGCAAAUGCCACCGGGAAUGAAUCCCAAUCAGCAGCAACUCGGAAUGGCAGGAGGGCAAAUGAAUCAGAUGAAUCAAGGUGUCGGUGGACCUGGAGGAAACCUAGGACCGGUUCAACAACAGCAGCAACCGGGACAGGUCGGAAUGGCUGGUAUGGGACCGGGAGGCCCAGGCAACUUACAACAGCAAAACAAUCCCCAACAGCAAUCUCAGGGAGGUCCCAACGCUGCUCCUGGUCAAAUGAAUCAAGUCGGAGGCCCUGGCGGUAAUAUGCAGGCUAUGGGCAAUCAAGGAAACUUCGUUCCAAUCGGAGCCAAUCCCAUGGUACGAAAACAGGAUAUGAUGAGUGGAGGACAAGUGUAUCCCGGAGGAGUGGUUCGUAGUGUAACUCCCAAUCAGUUCCUACGUCAAUCGCCGUCACCGUCAGUCCCAUCUCCAGCUGGUCCCGGCUCAAUCGGACCGCAAUCUCAUCCAGGACAAAUGAUUCCAAGCCCAGCUCUCAUCCCAUCACCGAGCCCUCAGGUGAGCAGCAAUAUACCCGCUCCAAGAAACAUCGGACAAUCUCCUGGCCAAAGUUUGAACACUCCAGGACAAGCUGCAGCUCCUAGUCCACUCAAUCCACAGGAGGAACAUCUCUACAAAGAAAAAUAUCGCUCCCUCCAGAAGUACAUUGAACCUCUGAAGCGAAUGAUUGCCAAAAUGGAGCACGACGAUGUCGACAAGAUGGGAAAAAUGAAACGUCUGUUGGACAUUCUGUGCAACCCGACUUGCCGCAUUCCUUUGGAAACACUCUACAAAUGCGAAGCUGCCCUAACGAGCCAACUGGGAACGAUCCGCGAGCCUCCGCUCAACAAUCCACUGGUGGAAGCAGUUUCAGCCAACUUGCAAAGCCCUCUGGGAAACCACACUCUCCAGCGCACCUUCCGCCCAUGCUUGGAAGCUCUUUUCGGUCCGGAUAUCAAAAAUCUACCAACACCAGCCAAGCAGCCGCGUUUGGCCAUCGACGAACCGUCAACUUCCGGAUCAACCGGAAGUCAGGAGAUCCCUCACAUCUUGCAGGGCGAAAUCGCUCGCCUGGAUCAGAAGUUCAAGGUAUCGCUCGAUCCGUGCGCCAUCGGUGACACCAAAACCAUCAAACUGAUCUGUUGGUUGGAUGAUAAGCAUCUGCCGUGUGUUCCGCCGGUAGCCGUUACCAUCCCGGAGGAGUACCCAUUCACAUCGCCCAGCUGCUCGCUGAUCGAGCAGGAGUACAAUGCCACACCGUUCCUGAUACAGGUGCAGAAAUCGUUCCUGGCAAGGAUCUGCAAGCUGCCGGAGAUGUUCUCGCUGUCGCACCUGUUGGACACGUGGGAGAUGUCCGUCCGGCAGGCCUGUUCGCCGAAUCCGAGCUUGGUGGCCCCGAGUGCCACCAGCGUGUUGCUGGGAAUGUAAGGCGAGGUAUGUAUGAGCGUGGAACAUGAUUUUGAUUAGCUAUUUCAUUAUCAUUUUAUAUGCAUAAAGUAUUCGAAAAAUAUGACACAUUAACCAG